Molecule: messenger RNA, 4462 nt
Organism: Paramisgurnus dabryanus
Lineage: Eukaryota; Metazoa; Chordata; Actinopteri; Cypriniformes; Cobitidae
Source: RefSeq, a predicted model, not a curated record
AUAAGUGCAUUAUUAGGAUACAACUCCUCGUUUAACGAAAACCAACACCUGUUUUACUCAGAUAUACGGUACAGUACACACAAUUUGAGUACACACACAUUCGGUUGCUGUUCACAGUCAAUCAGUAACUGUUUUAUUCAGUAGCAGGAAAACUUUUGGCAUUUUACAUCAUAAAAGUUUAUUCAUUCCUUUAUUAUAUGUAUUGUGUGGUAACUGACUAACUAUUUUAUAAUAGGAAUGUGUUACUCAAGGCUAGUGCUGUAUUGUGAAUUAGUCACGGCUGAAGGGGUUGUAAACAUUGUUUUAAACAAAUUAAUGCAGAUAUUUAGGCUAAAUUACACAUAAUAUUAAGUUGAUGUAAUUAUCGACAUAAUUUCAUUAAAUCAGUAAAUUACAAUUUUUACUUUGCAACAAUGCAUACAAUUAAGCAGUGCUAACAGGUCCUAAAUUUAUAUUAUUAUACAUUUUUAUUAUUAUAGUAAUAGUAAAUUCAGUAUAUUCAGCAUGGGAGUCCUGGGACUGAGAACUUACAUUGAGAAACAAACAAGCUUGUUAGAGGAUUUGCCAUUUAGAGACAGUAAACUCAUAAUUGAUGGAUGUAACUUAUACCACGAACUGUACUUUCAAAACCUGCACAUUAAACUGGAUCUGAAGCAUGGAGGAGAAUAUGAGGCAUUUGAAGAUUUGAUCACAGAGUUUUUCAGCAUCCUCAGAGACUGUGAUAUUCAGCCAUACGUUGUAAUCGAUGGUGGGGGUGACUACACUGACAGAAAAUUUGCGAUCCUUAAAAGACGUUCGGAGGAAGAAAUUAUAAAGACCAAUAAGCUGUCUACAGGAAGGAAGAGGAGGUCCCUGCCACUUCUUACUAAAUAUGUGUUCGCCCAGACCCUUCAUAAACUCAAGGUGCCAUUUGUUCAGUGUUAUGAAGAUGAUGGGGAGAUUGCUGCUUUGGCUAACCAGUGGAAUUGUCCAGUUCUGUCCAAUGACAGCGAUUUCUAUAUAUUCGACCUCAAGGCAGGAUUUUUGCCCACUCAACAUUUUUGUUGGGAAUAUGUAGACGUGAACACAGACACAAACCAAAAAUACAUCCCAAGCAAACAUUUUAAGGUGGAAAGUUUAUGUGCAUCUUUCAACAUCAUGAACAAGGAUCUUCUCCCAGUUUUUGCAUGCAUCCAUGAUAUUAUGGAAUUGCAAAAAAUGGCACUUCCCGGCAUCAACUCUAUUGAUGGUUUGCUUGAGUGGUUAUCCCGAUUCCGGAGUCCAGAAGAGGCCAUUGAUGGUUUUCUCAAGCGCAUAAAAUAUAAAAAGAAAAAAUAUGUUGUCCGUAAAGCUCUGUUUAACGGCAUCCAAGAGUACAAGCUCACCAAAAGUUCUCUUGCCCAAUUCUUCAACUCAGAAACACAGAUAGCCUGUACAGGUCCACUGCAAGCCCUGCCUGCGUGGAUUCUGAUGCACCUGCAUGAAGGAAAGAUGGGCUCCUUCAUUAUUUAUGUACUGUUACAAAAAAGGGUUAUGCUGAACCCUCAGGUUGAAGAUUUUCAGCAACCCAGCAGCCACAAAAUCUCUCGUCCCAUACGACAAGUGCUUUACGGUUUAGUGUUGUUGGGGAAACAACAGACGGUGGACAAACACGUUGCAGCUGCUAAAACAUCUACUGCUACAGACAAGUGCUAUGUAACAGAGUACGACAGAGAGGGAUUAACUCUAACCAGUUCAGAAGUUGAAGCUAUAGAGACUAAAGUAAAAGAAGGACUUCAACUGGAAACAUUACCAGAGGAACCACACGCCUUGCGACUUCAGAUCUUCUUGGAAACUUUGGGUGUGCCAUCUGUCACUUUUAGAGGUCUCUCACUUCACCUUCAGUUCCAGGUGUUUGUGAUGCGUUACUGGCUGGUAAAUGCGCAGCCUCAGCCAAACCUGGUGCAUCUGUGGGGUCUUCUACUGGGGAUGGUUCAUGGACAGCUCAACACUACAGCCAGGGCACAAAUAGGUACUGAUUUCAUAACACAUCGAUAUUGGGGUUUAGAGACACGGCUGAAACUAAAAACUCAGGCAAAUCUGGAUCAUGAGGUGGCUCAUCUGUACAGCCAAUGGCAGUCCUGUCUGUGGUGGAGUCUUUGUCUCAAUCGCUUACUGUGUUGUCCACUUCCUGAACCAGAGUGUGCACGGUUGUACCAGGGAACGUUGGUUCACCACGCUGCUCGGGAGUUCAAGAGAGGCAUCAAACCAGAGUCUCUGCUGCCGAUGGGCUCAGAAGCUGAAAAGCUAUUCAGACAGAUGAGAGAUGCGGUUCUGAGCUUGGUGGAUGAAGAUGUUGUCAGGAGAAUCAGUACCAGAUACAGGAACAGAGCUGUUGGCAACAGAUGCAAUGAUCUGUCUGCAGAAGAACCGAACUAUGAACAUCUGAUGCAGGAAGAUAUUGAGGACUAUGAUGAUGAUGAUGAUGAUGAUGAUGAUGAUGAUGGAAAACAAAGUAAGGCGAAAGAUCACAAAAAGGGCAGGUCUGAAUGUUUCUACACCAUUCGUACCAGACACAAGGCCAAAGCACGUAAUGCUAACCAUCCCUCAAAGAAAUCUGAAAGGAGAUGCUUUGACUAAAUAUCUUUAAAUAACACUUGUGCUUAGAGUUGUAGAGAGAAUUUAAAAGUGGGAGGGGGACUUUCUAUUCUUACACUAAAAGAUUUUCAGUGAAAAUGUUCAAAUCAUCCAUUGGUGGCGAGUCUGGCUUGACAUCUGACAUGACCCAUUCAAACCAGUGGAAAUGACUACAUGUGAAGUCAUUCAGGUUCCUAGGUACCACCAUCUCUCAGAACCUGAAGUGGGAUAAUCACAGUGACACCAUUGUGAAAAAGGCCCAGCCGAGGUACUUCCACCACCAGCUGAAGUUCAAGUUCAAGUAUCAAGGCAGACAUCAGGGGACUCAUUUAUAAAGCGUGCGUACGCACAGAUUUGAUCGUAAAGUGUGCGUAGGCAAAAAUCCACGGCAAAGUCCAUAUUUAUAAAAACUGUCUUUGACGUGGAAAAGAUAUUUACAUCUCCAGAGUGAGAAAAGGGAUAAAAAGGUCACUUUGGACCUCACACUUAGCCCAAUCUUUCUUUAAACUGUUUCCUUCUGGCCAAAACUACAAAGCACCAAGACAGACAGACCCAAGAAGAGGUUUUAUGACUUAAUAUAUCUGGUAUAACUGUAUAUUCUGUAAAAAAACAUCUUAAACUGUACAGAUGUAAAUAUCACCUGUAAACAAUAUAUCUGUAAAAUAAUCAUAUGUAUACAUUCACAACGCUACAGCUAGCAUACCGCUCCAAAUAAGUGACAAAAUAACGCAAACAUUUUUACUAUUUAUGUGUUGUGAUUUGUAUACAACGUGUAAAAAUAACAAGGUCAUAUGAGUGACAGACAUCUUUUCACCGUAUACAUACUGGGAACUAUAUUCUCAGAAGGCAAAGCACUACUACUUGGGCGGAGUGAUUUGCACAACUCUGACCGAACUCUCUGCUCCUCAACAGGGGGCUUCUAGGGUCCUCCAAGCAAAAAUCCCAAAAUGUGGGCGUCACUUUCCUUUAAGGUUAAGGUUUCAUAUGAAGCAAUUGUUGUGUACUUUUCAUCAAUCAUGACAUUUCAUUAAAACUAAAUAUUAUAAAUCAUUUACUUGAGCAAGAUUUUUGAAUAUAUGUAGCCUAGGUGUACUCUUAGAGUAAAUUUAAAGUGCGUACAUUUACUUGAGAUUACUUUAAAAUACAUAAAUGUAGCCUAGUUUUACACUGUGCGACGGAUUUAAACAAUACUGGUCGCUUCCUGUUUUAGUUUUUAACACUGAACAAAAUAUUAAUAUUAAUUCAUAUUAGAACAAAAUACAACCAACAGAAAAUUUUGAACUGAAUCAAAAUGUAAAAUAAAUGUGAACUAAAAAACUUAAAAACAACCGGAAGUGGUUGUGGACCAGUGUCAUUUACAUCUUGCAAAAUAGUCUAGGACAAUUUCAGGCAGCAUGGUACAAGUUUGGUGGAUGUAGCUUGAAAGAUAAAAGGAGUUACAAUACAGUCAACAGUUUCAGUAAGAAGAAAAAUAAGAAUAUAAGCUAUAACAAUAAGCUAUAACUUUGCUUUCUCACACGUAUAAAAAACUUUAAAACACAAACAUAAAGACGUGUUGGGUGACGUAAAAAUGCAUCUACAACCUAUAAACGGAAACCAAAACUGCAAACGUGUCCUGUUGAUGACACGAUGCGCGCAACCACAGACACAGAUUAAACCUUUGACAGAGUGACACACGCUUCUAGAAAUGUGCACUUGAAGCAAUUCAAAUGAUUGACAUCUGAUUAUCUUUAUACUGUACGGUCAGAGUGCAAUGCUCUGAGUUUAGUUAACUUACAGUAAAUGCAAAACUCUUGUCAUUGACAAUACUCUUAUAUUGUUUUUUGUUAUUAUCAAUAUGCCAUUAAAACAAAAAGCAAUGGUUAAU